Molecule: messenger RNA, 2224 nt
Organism: Leptidea sinapis
Lineage: Eukaryota; Metazoa; Arthropoda; Insecta; Lepidoptera; Pieridae
Gene: rnh1
Product: ribonuclease H1-like
Exons: 4
Coding region: 300-1448 (382 amino acids)
Biological process (GO): DNA replication, removal of RNA primer
Molecular function (GO): RNA-DNA hybrid ribonuclease activity; nucleic acid binding; magnesium ion binding
Source: RefSeq, a predicted model, not a curated record
UUAUAAUAAAAUAAUAAUCGAUUUAAAUAAAUAUUCAAUUAUUUUUUAACAUCCCUAUCUGUUGUUGAAUUCUAAUUUCUAACGUUAAUCUCGUUAGAGUAAAACCCAAAGAAUAGUAAAAUCUGCAAAAGUGUUCUGUGAUUAUUCUUCCUUGGGUUGAGUGUUGAUAAUUGUUGUUCCGUAUUGUAUUUCGUGAUAAAUUGGCCACCCCGUUUACCGUAAAAAUUAUUGAGUAUGUUCGUGUGACCAAGUAGACCGUAGUUAUUUUGCAAUUUACUGGUACCUAUUUAAAAAUUUAAAUGAUAUGGGGCGUAAUUGGAUAUCAAAGGAUUUUUACUCACCAUAGAUUGGUUUCCAAAAAAAUAUUUAGAUUUGUAUUAAAGAUGCCUUUUUAUGCUGUAGCAAAGGGUCGAAUAUCGGGGAUAUUUAUGAAUUGGGGUGAUUGUGAAGCUCAAGUGAAGGGAUAUUCUGGAGCGCGGUUUAAAAAAUUCAACACCACUCUCGAAGCACAAGAAUUCAUUUCGGCAUUUAGUGACAGUGGAGUAUUAACACAAUCUAAACAAAAACCGAAUAGUGCCAGCUUAACCAGUUUAUCAAGGGAAGACCUUAAACGACCUUGUUCAACAUCUACACAAAACACAAACGAAAUUGCAGUUCCAAAGAAGAAAGUUAAGUCUAAACAGAAUUCAUCCUCAAGUGAUGAUGAAAUAUUUGAUCUGGCCACUAUUAUUGAAAACAAAUUGAAUGAUAUUGAAAAACGGCUAAAAGAGCCUAUUAAAGGUGUUGAUAAAGUAAAAACAAUCCAAAAGGCUCCUAGAAGAACAGUAUUAAUAGAACCUUUAGGGCAGGGAAAGCCUGUCGGUGGAGAGAAUGAUUUUGAGACUGAUAGUGAUGGUUUUGUUCAAGUUUAUACUGAUGGAGCAUGUUCUUCGAAUGGAUGUGAAGGAGCUCGUGCAGGGCUGGGAGUGUAUUGGGGUAAUGGACACAGGUUGAAUGUCAGUGAGCCAGUAUCCGGCCGAGCUACAAACAAUUGUGGUGAGAUACAGGCUGCAACUAAAGCUAUCAGACAAGCCUUGGAUAAUGGAGUCCAGAAAUUAACAAUUAACACUGAUUCACAAUUUCUUAUUUCCUCAGUGACUAAAUGGAUGCCAGGUUGGAAAAGAAAAGGAUGGAAACUUAAGUCAGGGGAGCCUGUGAAGAAUGAGAUAGAUUUUAAAGAACUAGACAGUAUUCAAAAUAAACUAGAAAUUAAGUGGAAUUAUGUGAAAGCCCACCAAGGAGUACAUGGCAAUGAAAUAGCUGAUCAACUAGCCAAAGCAGAGCUUGAUUACCUGCUGCUAUAUAGUUUCGACACUGAACUAUUUAUUGAUGAAGUGGAGAAGAGACCUGCAAUAUGGGAUAUUCAGUGUAAGGAUUACUCAAAUAAAAUUAUCAAGAACCAAGCUUGACAAGAGUUAGUGGAGAUAUUUGGAAAUUGUGAAGACACGUUUGAAAAAAAGAAUAUUUUAAGUACACAACUCCAAAAAAAAAUGGAAAAACAUACGAGACUGCUACAAUAAAGAACACAAAAAAGAAAAAACAACUCCUUCUGGUUCAGGUGCUAGUAAAAAAGCCCAAUAUAUGUGUUUUUCAAGACUUGCUUUUCUGCAGAAUAGUGUAAGUAAUAAAGACACUACAACUAAUAUGGAAGAAUAAAAUGAAAGGUAAAGUGAGGAGACAAGUCAACUAAACGCCAGUGCAACCGAAGCCACUGAAAACGUCCCCCUAAACGUAAGAAAACACAAAUGCCAGAUGAAAAACUAGCUGUUUUAAUAGAAAAAAGAAGAAAGGAAAAAGAGUCAAGACUAAAUUUUCAGACUGAACUACUAGAAAAUAGUAUUACCAAACAAGAUGAAGAUAAACUCUUUUCUUUGUCGUUAUAUAAAGAACUCAAAAAAAUACCAGGAAAUAGGCGUUUAGCGACUUAUAUCGAAUUACUUCCAGUAAUACAAAAAGAACAAAUCUUACUGCCCCUGUUCGCUACAGUACUCAGCGGAUCACACCUUCAUAUUGGCAAGGACAACAGUAUACAACCUCGCAAGGAUAUUUUACUACAUCUGGAUCAUCUCCUGUUAUUCCGGCCGCGUCACCAUCGCAAAUUAGUUCUGGCUCUCAGUCAUCUACUGUUAUAGAAAAUAUAUAUGCCGAUUUUGAAGAACAAUAAAUAAAUCUUACCUUAAAGUUA